GCGUCUGCAUCUUAAUUUCCCUGCUGCAAAUGGCAGAGGCGACGGCUGCUUCUGGGACCUCGACGGGGCUGGCGUCGAGUCCGGUGGAGGUGGUUGCUGGAGAGAAGAAGCCAGCGACAUCGGCCAGGCGCGAUUACAAGGGAUUCGUGGCGGGAGUGUUUAGCGGGAUUGCAAAGCUGACGGUCGGCCAUCCUUUCGACACUGUCAAAGUCCGGCUUCAAACAACUCAGGCCUCGCGCUUCAGCGGCCCUCUCCAAUGCGUGCUGCAGACCAUCCGCAAUGAGGGCGUGACGGGCCUGUACAAGGGCGCCACGCCGCCUUUGGUCGGGUGGAUGUUCAUGGACUCGGUGAUGCUGGGAUCUUUAAAUGUCUACAGGCGACUCAUGGCGCAGCAUGUCUUUCAUGCGGAUUCGUGGACGCCAGGGGCUGGAUCUGGAUCUGGAUUCGGGCUUGGAAGCCUGUCGUCAUCGCUCAAGUCAUUGGGCGCAGGACGGACAUCUGGAUCUGCCUCGGCAUCAUCAGGGCCGUCGUAUCUGCCGCCGGUCGGACACGGCAUCGCGGGCAUCAUGGCCGGCGCGACCGUCAGCUUCAUCGCCGCGCCCGUGGAGCACAUCAAGGCGCGGCUGCAGAUCCAGUACGCCGCGCGCAAGGCCGAGCGCCUGUACUCGGGGCCGCUCGACUGCGUGCGCAAGAUCUACGGCCACCACGGCGUGCGCGGCGUCUACCACGGCCUGUCCGCCACGCUGCUCUUCCGGGGCUUCUUCUUCUUCUGGUGGGGCAGCUACGACGUGCUGUCGCGGGCCCUGCGCAACAACACGGGCCUGAGCAACCCGGCCAUCAACUUCUGGGCCGGCGGCCUGAGCGCGCAGGUCUUUUGGCUGACGAGCUACCCGAGCGAUCUGGUCAAGCAGCGCAUCAUGACGGAUCCCCUUGGCGGCGGGCUGGGCGAUGGCGAGCGGCGCUUCCCCAGGUGGCGCGAUGCUGCGGUGACGGUGUAUCGCGAGUCUGGGUGGAGGGGGUACUGGAGGGGAUUCUUGCCGUGCUUUUUGAGGGCAUUCCCGGCUAAUGCGAUGGCGUUGGUGGCUUUUGAGGGUGUCAUGAGGACUUUGCCGUGAAGCGUGAGAGGGGAGAGGCUGUUUGCCUUUUGACAUGUAUAUAUAUACCUACUUGAUGCCCCUUUGACUUGGCAUUGAUGAUACCUCGUUUACGUAACGUCUUGCAACUCAUGAAUGAUUGCAUAUGAACAUAUAUACAUGUAUCCAUAGACAUCACAUUUGAUAGUUUACACCGGCACCCCGAUUGAUGACAAUUGGAAACGACGAUUGAAAUCAUCACAUAGCAAUGUUAAAAGGGGGGCAAGCAAAAGUGUUUAAUGUAGGUCCACUCGAAAUGGCCGGUCAGUUUAUUCCACGACUUGGGAAAAAUCCAUCAGCACCCACACGCUGGCGACAGGCUUUUUUCACAAGCCCGCACGUGAGUAUAUAUAAUCUUUCCCAUCAGAAAAGAACAUUUUCCAGAUUGCCGUUCAAAUUAUCCCAAGUUUUCCCAUAGCUCAUUCCAUCAUUUUCCCAAAAUGGCUUUCUUUUGUUAUCCCAGUUAUCAGAGAAGAAAACCAUUUACUCGUCAUCCUCAUCAGCCUCGUCGUUGACGACGUUGAAGAACUUGAGCUCGUAAACACCGCGGGAGGUGGAGACGACACGGAGCCAGUCACGGAGCUGCUGCUUCUUGAGGAACUUCUUGGUCAGGUUACUUGAGGUAGCGGCCAG
Trichoderma atroviride IMI 206040 is the source of this 1766-nucleotide messenger RNA. RefSeq lists its product as uncharacterized. Lineage: Eukaryota; Fungi; Ascomycota; Sordariomycetes; Hypocreales; Hypocreaceae. Gene Ontology annotation, biological process: mitochondrial L-ornithine transmembrane transport. Gene Ontology annotation, molecular function: L-ornithine transmembrane transporter activity. The record is from RefSeq and is a predicted model, not a curated record.